This is a messenger RNA of Xenopus laevis (African clawed frog), 1354 nucleotides long. RefSeq names its product C-C chemokine receptor type 5 (gene ccr2.S). Lineage: Eukaryota; Metazoa; Chordata; Amphibia; Anura; Pipidae. Bases 15 to 1079 code for a protein of 354 amino acids. The record is from RefSeq and is a predicted model, not a curated record. The transcript has a single exon.
UCUUACAGCUGAAGAUGAACCAUACACUUGCAGAUGCUUUGGAACUCACAACUGCAGAUUACUACAACUCAGAUUACGGGCUCUGUGAUAAAACUGAUUUGAAGCAGAAAGCAACUAAAUUCCUUGUACCACUUUAUAUUUUUGUGUUUUUACUUGGCAUCAUUGGUAAUGCUCUUGUCAUAAUAAUAUUGAUUCAAUACAAAAAGCUCAGAAACAUGACAGAUAUCUACUUACUGAACCUGGCAAUUUCAGAUGUACUUUUUGUCUUCACAUUACCAUUUUGGGCCUAUUACAUUGCAAAAGACUGGCCAUUUGGAGAUGCACUGUGUAAAAUUUACUCUGGGCUAUAUCAAACUGGAUUUUAUGGAGCAAGUUUUUGUAUUAUACUUCUUACACUUGAUCGAUAUUUGGCAAUUGUGCACGCUAUUUUUUCUCUGAAAGUUCGGACUGUAAAAUUUAGUAUAUGUACGUGUUUCAUCCUCUGGGGAAUAGUUACUUUAUUUUCUCUCCCUGCAUUUAUAUUUCAUGAAGCAAAAAAACAGGACGAUGUCUGGACAUGCAGUCCCUAUUAUCCAGAAGGGCCAUGGAAACUUAUAUUAACAUUGAUGAUGUCUAUACUUGGACUUUUCAUUCCUCUAGUGGUUAUGAUAUUUUGCUAUUUAAGAAUAAUAUAUACUCUUCUUCAGUGUAAGAGUGAGAAAAAAAAGCAUAAAGCUGUAAAACUUAUUUUCAUUAUAAUGGCUGUGUUUUGUAUCUUUUGGAUGCCCUACAACAUUAUUUAUAUUAUGCACUCCUUUCAAGAUCCAGACCGCAAAGAUGCCUGCAAUACUAACAAAAGAUUAGAUGAAGCAGUGCAAUGGACAGAGGCCAUUUCUCAUAUUCACUGUUGCUUGAAUCCUAUUAUUUAUGCUUUUGUUGGAGAGAAGUUUAGAAAAUACCUCUUCAUUUUUCGAAAAAAAAUAUUUCCAGGCUGGUCUUUUUGCACUGGCCCCUUAAGCACUAAUAUGUCUAUGCAUGAACGCCAUAGUUCUUUGUAUACUCCAUCUACUAGGGAGCAAGAUAUCUCUGCAAUUCUGUAAAGUUUCACUAUCUGAGAUUGUUUGGCUUAACUAAGGAAUGCAUUACCACUUCAUAUGCAUUUGUGUUAAUAAGUGCAAUAAGGGAAAUAAAUAGGUACAAUAAGCGCAAUAAAAUACCAAUUUCGUACCAACUGUAUCAGGAAAAUGCUCACAGUAGGUGAAAUAACCAAAUCCUUAUAUAAUGGGGAUAAAACAUAAAACAGCAUAAAACAGCUCAUAUGUAAAACCCUGGUUCAUCAAAACCAUUUUCAUAAUAAUAUACUUUUUUAGUAGCA